CCGCGCGAGCCAUCACAAUGAUCGAAACUCAGAUCGAGAUCGCCGCUCCACCGUCUAGAGUGCGCGCCGUGCUAUUAGACUCUGCAAAAUAUCCCGAAUGGCACACCUCCAUAAUCCACCUCCUCGAGCCCGAAGACAACACCAAAACCCUGGCCACGCUGCAACAAGGCGACGUGGUACGAUGUGACAUCGAGGGAAUGAAAUUCGACGCGAAGAUCACGGAGAAUUCCGAGAGGCUCCUGCAAUGGCAGGGCCCGCCAGUCUUCGGAUUGAUCGCUGGGUUGCAUGGCUUUCAUAUGGAGCCUACACAGGAUGGGUCGGGGACGGUGUUCAGGCAGACAGAGGUGUUUACCGGUCCUAUUUCGUUUCUGAUGAGGCCUUCUUUGUUGGGGAGGAGGGUAAUGGGACAGUUUGGGAGGUUUAAUGCGGAUUUGAAGAGGAGGGCCGAGGAGCUUGAGUAGGCUGUCUGGUAGGAAUGUGAAGUAGGGACACGACUGAUACAUAAUUUGAAUUUUGAUCUCUUACUUAUUCAGAGAUGGCAUACUUCCGCAGCUCAGAAUGAUGUUAUCGUAGUGUCCCACUACCUAGAAUCGCGGAAAUGAAUAGUGAGCUCUGUGUAGCUGCUCCCUUUCACCGUCUUUAUCUCAUCUGGAGGGUACAACUCUGGCUCACGGAGAGAUCUGUUGUCACUCACGCGUAUCUUCCCUAGCUGUGUUUCUGACGCCGCGUGUAAGGCAAUAGCCUCUGCCUCAAGAUCCGUGCCGCCCGAGCGAGAAAGCGAAUCAACAAAAUUCCGACAAGCAUGCUGGUAUAAUGGGAUGACAGUCGGCAGACAAGCC
Aspergillus homomorphus CBS 101889 is the source of this 839-nucleotide messenger RNA. RefSeq names its product SRPBCC domain-containing protein. The record is from RefSeq and is a predicted model, not a curated record. Bases 18 to 461 code for a protein of 147 amino acids. The transcript has 3 exons. Lineage: Eukaryota; Fungi; Ascomycota; Eurotiomycetes; Eurotiales; Aspergillaceae.